Hordeum vulgare subsp. vulgare (domesticated barley) is the source of this 4541-nucleotide messenger RNA. Its product is annotated as receptor-like protein EIX2. Lineage: Eukaryota; Viridiplantae; Streptophyta; Magnoliopsida; Poales; Poaceae. The transcript is spliced from 2 exons. Bases 30 to 2996 code for a protein of 988 amino acids. Gene Ontology annotation, molecular function: protein binding. The record is from RefSeq and is a predicted model, not a curated record.
GUGAUGCUGAGGGCGAAACCUACAUCGCAAUGGCCAAAACUCCACCAUCUUCCACGAGCUACAUGCUCAUCAUCCUAGCCCUAUCCCUAGCACUAGCAGCCUCUGCCGUCGCUGCUGGAAGUGGAAACGGGAGCUGCAUCCCGGCAGAGAGGGCGGCGCUGCUCGCCUUCAAGGCCGCCAUCACAAGCGACCCGGCGAACCUCCUUGGCUCAUGGCAUGGCCACGACUGCUGCCAAUGGGGCGGCGUGAGGUGCCACAGCCGGACAGGCCACGUCGUCAAGCUCGACCUCCACAACGAAUUCAUCAAAGAAGAUUACGGUUCUUUUUGGUUCCCUGGUAACCAUUCGCUGCAUGGCCAGAUAAGUUCUUCGCUGCUCGCUCUGCCCCAUCUCAAGCAUCUGAACCUUAGCGGGAAUAUGGUUCUCGGAGAAGGAAGGCCUAUACCAGAGUUCAUGGGUUCCCUCGGGAGAUUGACACACCUUGACCUAUCUUCCUUGAAUUUUAGUGGUAGAGUGCCUCCUCAGCUAGGCAACCUAUCCAAACUCCUAUAUCUUGACAUAAACUGUGGUAGGACCUCUGAUAUGAUGACAUACUCAAUGGAUAUUUCUUGGUUAGCCCGUCUCCCCUCGCUGAAGCAUCUCGACAUGGGCGGUGUGAACCUUAGCGCAGCGGUAGACUGGGUUCAGACACUAAACAAGCUUCCGAACCUGGUUGUGUUGGAACUCAAUUAUUGUGGCCUUAAUGAUUAUAGUAGUACGUCUCUCCUACUCCAUAACCUCACGGUUCUUGAGCAACUUGAUCUCUCAAACAACCAUUUAAUCAGUCCAUCUGUAAAGAAUUGGCUUUGGGAUUUAACAAGCCUCAAAAGGCUAAUCAUAUACGGUGCUCAAUUAGGGGGAACUUUUCCUCACGAGUUGGGAAAUUUUACAUUAUUAGAGACCCUUGACCUGUCAUACAACCACAUCAAAGGGAUGAUACCGGCGACUCUGAAAAAAGUCUGUAAUUUGAGAUAUCUAGACCUCGCAGUGAACAACAUCGAUGGGGACAUAUCAGAACUAAUUCAAAGGCUACCGAAUUGUUCUUCUAAGAAUCUGCAAGUCCAGACUUAUUUGGGAGAGACCAACAUCACAGGGACAACAUUACAAUCACCUGUAAACCUAUCCAGCUUAAACACGCUUGAACUUAGUUUCAACAACUUGAGAGGUUCCGUGCCCGUGGAGAUUGGGACACUUAUAAAUUUGACCAACUUGUCCCUUAAGUUUAACAAACUUACUGGUGUGUUGUCCGAGGAUCAUUUUGUUGGUCUGACGAAUUUAAAACAAAUUGACUUGUCUGAUAAUGAUGGUUUGGCAGUCAUCGUGGAUUCGGAUUGGGAACCUCCCUUCAACUUGGAAUUGGCAAGGUUUGCAUCUUGUCAUUUGGGCCCCCGGUUCCCUAAAUGGCUGCGAUCGCAAAAAGGCACUGUACUUCUUGAUAUUUCAAACGCAGGUAUCAUAGAUAGGAUCCCAUAUUGGUUCUGGACUACCUUUUCGGAUGCGCAGUUUUUAAAUGUCUCAUUUAACCAAAUUAGUGGUGAGCUGCCACCUAAUUUGGACUUCAUGUCAAUGGAAGUACUUUUUCUCCAGUCAAAUCAUCUAACUGGUUUGGUACCACGAUUACCAAGAACAAUUGUAUUCUUCGACAUCUCCAGAAAUUGUUUAAGUGGGUUUGUGCCAUCAAAUUCACAAGCUCCAUCUUUAGAGACUGUCGUUCUCUUUUCCAACUGUAUAACCGGGGCUAUUCCAAGGUCAUUUUGUCAGUGGUCAAAUCUGGGGCUCUUAGAUCUUUCAAACAAUCAGCUUGUAGGGCAACUUCCUGACUGUGGCAGAAAAGAACCGAGACGAUGGCAUAACACAAGCAACACCACUUCAAGGGUCAGAAUCACAAGCCAUUUCGGUUUGGAAGUCCGUACUCUCCUUCUAAGCAACAAUAGUCUUUCAGGUGGAUUCCCUUCACUCCUACGACGGUGUCGCAAUCUUCUUUUCCUCGACCUAUCUCAAAAUAAAUUGAGUGGAGACCUACCUGCAUGGAUUGGUGAUCGAAUGGCAGCUUUGAUCAUGCUACGCUUAAGAUCGAACAACUUCUCAGGUCACAUUCCAAUUGAAAUAACCGGACUUCUUGCUCUUCGCAUCCUUGACCUAGCUAAUAACACCUUUUAUGGGGAUAUUCCACAAAGUUUAGUGAACUUCAAAGCUUUGACUACCAUUAAUGAAGCUGUAGAUCCAGAUAACAAUCCUUUCACAGAAGAAUAUAUUGGAGCGAUGUCGUACGACAAUAUGGGGCUGACUGAUGAUAGUUUAUCAGUUGUCAUAAAAGGCCAAGUGCUUGCCUACAGGGAGAAUAGUGUAUAUUUGAUGAGUAUUGAUUUAUCCUGCAACUGUUUAACUGGAGAAAUCCCAGAAGAUAUUAGCUCUCUUGUUGGACUCAUAAACCUGAAUUUGUCAUCAAACUUCUUGAGCGGAAAUAUCCCAUACAAGAUUGGAAAUCUGCAAGCACUCGAGUCUCUUGAUCUCUCAAAGAACCAGCUUUCUGGUGAAAUUCCUUUGGGCUUAUCAAAUCUGGCAUCAUUGAGCUAUAUGAACUUGUCAUAUAAUGGUCUAUCAGGUAGAAUACCAUUGGGGCGUCAACUAGAUACCCUUAAAACAGAUGAUCCAGCUUCUAUGUACCUUGGAAACCCUGGUCUUUGUGGACGUCCCCUUCCAAAGCAAUGUCUUGGAGAUGAACCAACUCAAGGAGAUUCAGUAAGAUGGGAUAAAUAUGGUCAAUCUCAAAUGGAUAUUUUGUUUAGCCUCAUUGUGGGGUUUGUGGUAGGACUCUGGAUGGUAUUUUCUGGCCUUGUGUUCAUGAAGAAAUGGAGGUACACUUAUUUCAGGUUACUUGAUAAGUUAUGUGACAAGGUCUAUGUCAUCUCUGUUGUUACUUGGCACAAAUGGUCCAGAAACGUUGGGGAAAAUUAAGCUACUUAGCUACACAAAUAAGGAGGAUGCAGAACUUAAUAGUAUACAUAUUAAUUUUCUGUGUCCUGCUUUCUCAUUGAGAAUACCAUCACUAUAAGGUGAAGUCAAUGUAUCUCGUUACUGGUUGAAUGUUAAAGUUUGCUUGUUGUGCUUGUUAGAUGUUAUGGUACCAACCAGAGUCAUGUAACUUGUGUACGGUGUUUUAUAAACCUACACGUAUCUAGAUUGGGUGUUUAUUAAGUUUAGUAACCAACUUAAUCUAGAGAUUUGAGUCGGUUGUAACAAUGUAAAUCUCUUGACCAGAGUUAUGGGUCCCCUUCAAUAAAUUCCACGCGGCCUCUCCCCAGAGGUUACAACGCUUUACCAAAUGACGACCGUGGGCUACGGUGGCCGUCCUCCUAUUCCUCGCCAUCGCUUGUUCAUAGACGACCUUACAUACAGUUUCACCGCGCCAAAAGGCGGUUUGCUCAUCCUGGACGGCGGCGUUCUCAGCGCUUAGUGGACCCAUGGCUGCUGGGGAGUAUACAACUUCGGCGGACAUGCAGCGUUCGACGUCACGCACACCAAGCUCAUCACGACGUUGCUAACAACAUCACUGAAGGCGACAAAAUAUUGUAGUAUAUCUCCAAUGGAUAAUCUGCAGGAUUUCGUUUACCAAUCAUGCAUGUAAAGGUUGGCGCGUGAUUGGUAAACGAAAUCCGGCAGAUUCUCUCCAAUGUAAACGAAAUCCAGCAGAUUUAUAAGUAUACUGCAGUAUAUCUCCAAUGUAAAGGUUGCCCAAGCAUAUCAUAGCAAAUCAUGCAUGUAAAGGUUGAUCUCGCCAAAAAGUAAUGAUACUACUAAAUAGAUUUCAUUCAUGGGUUUGUCUAGAUAUGCCUUAAGAAUUGCACAUCUAAGUGACUCAAUCAACAUAAAAAGAAAAGAAAAAGGGAAAGAAAAAGGGAAAGAAAAAAUACCUCAACAAAUCUUCACGUAAAUUCAAUGGUAUAAGUGCAAUAUUUAGCAAAUCCGUUCAUUUAUUAUACCGAAAUCAGAAUUGACGAGGGCAUGAAUCCGGAGAAUAUAAAUAGCACGACAAACGAGUGUUAGACGACCCACACCGAGAGAGAAGCACACUUUGAGAUCAUGGCUCGUGUCGCUGCACGAAUGGCCCUUCUCAUCCUAGUUUCGCUGGUUGCCUCAGCGAUGUCGUCGGAGGAACUGCAUUGCUGCACAGACCAUCAUGACUGGGGCAAUGGGUUGAAGAACAAGGGUUGCAGGCUGCCGGAGCAGAACGUCGAGUGCAACACGUGGUGCCAGUCGGACUGCCGUGGUGGCGAGUGUGUAAUGCAUGCCCGGCUGCACUUCUGCCAUUGUUACUGUUGAGGAGGCGCGGCGGUAUUUCGCCGUUCGAAUUUGUAUGCAACGAGCUAUAGCUAUAGCUAGAUCAUACCCAAAGCGGUGAGAAUUGAUUGUGGUAUAAUUAAAUUUGAUUUGGUUGUAUGGAACAAGGAUAUUUAGAUUAAUAAUAUGAGAACAGAAAUUUAAAAUAAAUAUGUUUUAUCA